AGGAAUGACCCCGGAUUCAGUUUCAACCUCAGCCUCAGCAGUCUCAGCAAAGAAACAGGAACGGAGUCCAUUCUGGUGUCGGCAUCCUCCACAGAGGAGGAUCCCGUGUCUCUUCUGCAACAGCUGUCUCAGCGGCUGGGUCACCUCCCAUCAUACAUCCAUGCAGGCACGGACAAUCCGCGUACACCACACGAAACACACAGAGUGAGGGUGUACGUGGGCGGCAGGAGGAUGGGCACGGGCAUGGGGCGCUCUC
This is a messenger RNA of Closterium sp. NIES-67, 256 nucleotides long. Lineage: Eukaryota; Viridiplantae; Streptophyta; Zygnematophyceae; Desmidiales; Closteriaceae. The record is from the annotation of a GenBank genome assembly.